UCGAUCUUAGAGCAAACAGAACGAAACAAAGCUCCAUUCUCAGAGGAAAGGAUCAAUGGUUUCCUUCUAUCUGACUCCCUUGUAGAAUUGUGUUGGUAUCCGGGGUUCUUUUACCUCUUCUUCUCAUUCCCACUAAUGAUUUCAUAGGUCUUACGAUUUCUAGAGCUUUUAUUCUACUUGUUCGAUCGCCGAGCGUGUUGAUUUUCGCAGUUUCGCUCAACCUUUUUAUUUUUCUCGUUUUUGUUUCGUUGAUUUUAUUUCGAAUUUUGGUAGGUUUUGGAGUCUUUUCUCUGCACUUUUAUGGCGAGAGAGCUGCUCGAGUUGUUUGAAGCCGCGAAGAAGGCCGCAGAUGCUGCGGCCGUGGAGGAGUCUCCAGCUGAAGAAUCUCGGUGCCUCGAUGCAUUGAAGCGUCUCAAGAGUUUUCCCGUGACUAAGCAAGAUCUUAUCGAUACUCAGAUUGGUAAGCGUGUUCGGAAUCUCAAGAAACAUCCUAGAGAGAAGAUUCAGGCUCUGGCAUCUGACUUGAUUGAGAUAUGGAAAAGAGUAGUCCUUGAGGAAUCCGCUAAAAACAAGCAAAAUGGAGCCUCAGAUAACAAAGAAUCUCCAAAGGCUGAAGUUGCAAAGUUGGAGCCUGUUAAGGCUGAGAAAGUCCAAAAUCCGGAAUCUAUAAAGGUUGAGAAGACUGAGAAAGCUGAGCGGGGUGAGACACUAAAGUCCGAGAGGAUGGAAAAGAUUUCCAGGGCAGGAUCUUUCAAGACUGAGAAGAGGGAGGCUGUUAAGGUUGAAAAGAUUGAUGGGGUUGAGAAUGCUAAGAUUGAAAAGUUAAGCAAGGAGGAAAAACAAGCUUCUGGAAUUAAGAAACCAUUGCAAGCUUCUAAUGGCCCUCCCAAGCUGACCACGAUGAUCAAAAGUAAUGAUGCCAUGCGUGACAAGAUCCGGGAUAUUCUUGCAGAGGCCUUUUCCAAAGUCUCCACUGAGGCUGAUGAAGAUGUUAGAGAUGAAGUAGAUGCUUGUGACCCAAUACGCGUAGCCAUCUCUGUUGAGUCUGUACUGUUUGGAAAAUGGGGCCGUUCUAAUGGUGCACAUAAGGUGAAGUAUAGAUCUAUAAUGUUCAACAUCAAUGAUCCAAAGAACCCUGAUUUUCGAAGAAGAGUCUUGCUCGGACAGGUCAAGCCAGAGAGCCUUCUUUCUAUGACACCCGAAGAAAUGGCAAGUGAUCAAAGGAGGCGUCAAAAUGAACAAAUCAAGGAAAAAGCUUUAUUUGAAUGUGAGCGUGGGGGCCCCCCAAAAGCCACAACUGAUCAGUUCAAAUGUGGUCGUUGUGGGCAGAGGAAGUGCACUUACUAUCAGAUGCAGACCCGGAGUGCUGAUGAACCGAUGACAACCUUUGUAACAUGUGUAAAUUGCAACCACCAUUGGAAGUUCUGUUAGUAGGUUGUCUUUCUGAGGGUCGCUGCCAUCCCAAUUUUGAACAGAUUUAACUUUGAUUUUGAGCUAAGAAUAAGAAGCUCCAUCUUUUAUUCUUGUAAAUUCUAUUACUUUUUUUUAUGCAUUCUGUGUGCAUCUAAUCUUUGAUACCCCCCCCAGGAUGAGAGAACCUAACAAACUUGAGUUGUUCAGUAUACUAUACUUGAUUAAUC
Molecule: messenger RNA, 1640 nt
Organism: Nelumbo nucifera (sacred lotus)
Lineage: Eukaryota; Viridiplantae; Streptophyta; Magnoliopsida; Proteales; Nelumbonaceae
Product: transcription elongation factor TFIIS-like
Biological process (GO): transcription elongation by RNA polymerase II; DNA-templated transcription
Cellular component (GO): nucleus
Molecular function (GO): nucleic acid binding; zinc ion binding
Source: RefSeq, a predicted model, not a curated record